Molecule: messenger RNA, 5996 nt
Organism: Varanus komodoensis (Komodo dragon)
Lineage: Eukaryota; Metazoa; Chordata; Lepidosauria; Squamata; Varanidae
Gene: SULF1
Product: sulfatase 1
Exons: 18
Coding region: 1469-4297 (942 amino acids)
Cellular component (GO): Golgi apparatus; cell surface; plasma membrane
Molecular function (GO): glycosaminoglycan binding; N-acetylglucosamine-6-sulfatase activity; calcium ion binding
Source: RefSeq, a predicted model, not a curated record
GAGCCUGCCUUUUUUGUUGUUUGUUUCUCCCUCUUCUCCGCCUCGCCGCCGGAGCCACCCUGCGCCGGCGAUUGGAUUGGGCAGCGGGCCGCGUCUUCCUGACACCGCAUCUCGCGGAGAGGGCUGGCGGAGGACGACGCGUUGCAACAGAUGGUUGGGAUCCAGGGAGACCCCUAAAGAACUAUCCGGAAUUGGAAAGGAGCUAAUUGUGAGCUAGUCACUGGAAGGAAGCUCAAUCCAACUAAGAAGGUUCUCUGCAAGUGAUGAAUAAAACCAGGAAGAUAAUGGAAAAUGGAGGUGCCAGUUUUGUCAAUGCAUUUGUAACCACCCCAAUGUGCUGUCCAUCCCGUUCCUCAAUGUUGACAGGAAAAUAUGUUCACAACCACAACAUCUAUACUAAUAAUGAGAAUUGCUCCUCCCCUUCCUGGCAAGCAACACAUGAACCACGUACUUUUGCAGUGUAUCUCAACAACACUGGAUACAGGACUGGUAAGUAGGGGGCAGCCUUCUGACCACUUGAUAUAAAGUUUGUUUGCUUUCAGUCUACUGAUGCCCUUUAAAAUGCAAGAUUGGGUCUUGCUGUUGCUUGGAUAGGAGAUGCAUAGUUUGGCAAUGCUGAAAAAGGAAACCAGUGAGGAGCCCUGUGUGUAGCAUCUUGAGUUCUGCAAGAUCAAGAUGGUACGUAGACACAGUAAAUAAUAAAGGAUAAUGUGAAAUUCUUAUUUUUAGAGCACCAUUAUACAAAAGUGUGCAAUUAAAGGCCUAAUACUCUUUAAACAGACAAAUUUGGUAGAGGUACAAGUGGGUCUGAGCAAAAAUGGAAGUGGGUCCCGGAAGCAAAAAUGAUGAAAGAGUGGUCAUGCUUUGGGUACGUCAUGAGAAAGCAAGAUUCACUGGAGAACUCAGGAAGUCCAAAUAUGAGAUAGAUCCAUUCUCUAAAGAAGCCAAAACCUUGAGUUUACAAGGGCUGAGCAGGGCUAUCAUGGACAGGUCCUCUUGGAAGGCAUUCAUUCAUAGGGUCAUCAUAUGCGGGAAACAACUUGAUGGCACAUAACAACAAAGAAAGAUUUGUUUAGUGAGUGUUGCAAUGUGAACUUAGCUGAUUUGCACUUUCUGAAGUAAUAUACAGAAUGAAACAAAUUUAUACUUCAGUAUUCAAGGUCUGCUGAAUUUUACAAUGCAAUUCUUCAGUUGAAACAAAUGGAUAUAAACAUGUAACCUUUAGAUGAAAGUGUGUGCAAAAUAAUAUAUUUGUAUAUAUAUUUACGAAAAUGUCAUACAUAAUAGAAUGUCAUGAGAAAUUGGUUACAAAAAUGCUUAUAUUAGGAGAAAUGUACACCAAAAUGCAUAUAAAUGUUCAAGUAAUUUUUUUUUCAAACUCAGCAACUGAUCAGAAGAUGGAAGGAAAUUAACUUAAAAGCAUAAAAAUCAGAAACUAUGCAAAGGGUCAUUCACUCCUAGAGAUUAGAUGAAUCACUGGCGAUCAGCCAUGGACUAUUUCACAGAUUUAAUCACUAAUGACAGCAUUAAUUAUUUCAAAACUUCUAAGAAGACAUAUCCCCAUAGACCUAUAAUGAUGGUAAUCAGCCAUGCUGCCCCUCAUGGCCCUGAGGACUCUGCACCACAAUUCUCUGAGCUCUAUCCAAAUGCUUCCCAGCACAUAACUCCCAGUUAUAACUAUGCACCGAACAUGGAUAAGCAUUGGAUCAUGCAAUAUACAGGACCCAUGCUUCCUAUCCACAUGGAAUUUACAAAUGUCUUGCAACGCAAAAGACUUCAAACUCUGAUGUCAGUAGAUCAUUCCAUGGAAAGGCUAUAUCACAUGCUAGUGGAGACGGGAGAACUGGAGAAUACUUAUAUUAUUUAUACUGCUGACCACGGUUACCAUAUUGGACAGUUUGGACUGGUCAAGGGGAAGUCAAUGCCAUAUGACUUUGAUAUUCGCGUUCCUUUCUUUAUUCGUGGUCCAAGUAUAGAGCCGGGAUCAGUAGUAUCUCAGAUUGUGCUGAAUAUUGACCUUGCACCUACAGUUCUGGAUAUUGCAGGACUCGACACGCCUCCAGAUAUGGAUGGCAAAUCUAUUCUAAAACUCCUGGACCUUGAUAAACCAGGAAACAGGUUUCGAACAAACAAGAAAACCAAAGUUUGGCGUGAUACAUUCCUAGUGGAAAGAGGUAAAUUUCUGCGUAAGAAGGAAGAGCCAAGCAAAAAUGCCCAGCAAUCAAAUCACUUGCCAAAAUAUGAGAGAGUGAAAGAACUGUGUCAGCAAACAAGGUACCAAACCGCUUGUGAGCAGCCUGGCCAGAAGUGGCAGUGCAUCGAAGACCCAUCUGGCAAACUGCGCAUUCACAAAUGUAAAGGUUCUAGUGCCAUUCUUGCUAUCAGAAAGAAAACGCGGAGCAUACAUUCCCGGGGAUACAGCAGCAAAGAAAAUGACUGUGACUGUGGAGAGGCUGAUUUCCGGAGUGGUCGGACGCAAAGAAAAAAUCAAAGAGGCUUUAUGAGAAACCCCAGUGUACAAAAAUACAAACCCCGGUUUGUCCACACUCGUCAGACUCGUUCCCUGUCUGUGGAAUUUGAAGGGGAAAUAUAUGAUAUAAACUUGGAGGAGGAGCAGGAACAGCAGCAGGAGCUACAUAGUCUUCAGCCCAAGAGCAUUGUAAAGCGACAUGGACGUUACAGUGAGGAAGAAGAUGGGGAAGAAGAUGGGGCUGGUGGUGCCGAAGCAAUGCUAGCUGAUGGAACCAAUACAGUGGGCCAGCCAGACUCUGUCCGAGUGACUCAUAAGUGUUUCAUUCUUCCAAAUGACUCUAUUCACUGUGAGAGAGAACUAUAUCAAUCAGCCAGAGCUUGGAAAGAUCACAAAGCCUAUAUUGACAAAGAGAUUGAAGCUCUCCAAGAUAAAAUUAAAAAUUUAAGGGAAGUGAGAGGACAUCUGAAAAGACGAAAACCUGAUGAAUGUGACUGUAGCAAAAAGAGUUAUUAUAAUAAAGAAAAGGGGGUAAAGACUCAAGAAAAGCUUAAGACAAGUCACCUUCAUCCAUUCAAGGAAGCAGCCCAAGAAGUGGAUGGUAAGCUUCAACUCUUCAAAGAGAACCGGAGAAGAAAGAAAGAAAGGAAAGGGAAAAGGCGUCAGAAGAAAGGAGACGAGUGUAGCCUUCCUGGACUUACUUGCUUUACCCAUGAUAACAAUCACUGGCAGACUGCGCCAUUCUGGGACUUGGGUUCGUUUUGUGCUUGUACCAGCUCAAAUAACAACACUUACUGGUGCUUGCGAACAGUAAAUGAAACACACAACUUCCUCUUCUGUGAGUUUGCUACAGGAUUCCUGGAGUAUUUCGAUAUGAACAUCGACCCCUAUCAGUUGUCAAAUACAGUGCACACAGUGGAAAGAGGUAUUUUGAACCAGCUACAUGCUCAACUAAUGGAGCUGCGAAGUUGUCAAGGUUAUAAGCAAUGCAAUCCAAGACCUAAGGGACUUGAAACAGAGGACAGUUAUGGCAUGGAUGGGAAGGCUAAGCUGCCAAAUUUCAUGGAAAAUGUCAACUGGAGAGGACUGGAAGAUUUGUACAGUGUGAAUGAAAGUUUAUAUGAAGCCAGAAAUGACUACCAACUUAGUCCUGAGGACUGGACAAAUUACUUGAAGGAUGUAGAUAGAAUCUUUGCACUGCUGAACAGUUACUCUGAGCAAAAUGGAAGCGCAAAGACUCAGAUUGUUCAUUCCAGUGGGUACUUGGUUGAAUCAUCUGCACCAUUUACCUUGCUGGAAAUGAGCUCUGCUGAAUCAGACGAAGGUUCAAGUUGGUUGACAGCCCAAGAGGCACAGCCUAUAAUGCCAACAGACUUUGGAGGUUUGGCUUUGAGCACAGUUACAUUAAGCAAAGAGAACAAGCUUGAAUUAAGCAAUGAUAUUCCUGCUAAAAGGAGUCCACAUUCACCACACUGGAAUAGUCAUCAAGCCAAACCAUGGCUGGAGACUCAAGAACCAGUUAGUUUUGAAAUAGAUAUCAAUGGGAAUGAUUUGACAGAGCUGGAGUCCAAACAUGGCUUCAUCUUACAGCCUGUUAGCAUUCUUCAGAAAGAUUCUGUUCAAGACAAUGACUCUGUGGAAGAUAUUUUUGAAGAACAGGUCUACCUUCCCAUGAACUCAGCUAGAAAAGUAACCCAUCAAGCUUUAAACACAUUAGUUGCAGAGCAUAAUGCUGAGAGUGUGUCAACAAAAAGGGAACACUUUACAGAAACUUCACAGCAUUUAAGUGCAGAAGGCAGUGCCUUAUCUCCACUUUUCUCAAAUUAGCCAAGCAAACAAGCUGCAUUCAUGAUUCCUUCCUUAAUUAGAUCAGAAACAGAAGUAGCCUUGACAACCGACAUUCCAAGUUUUAUUGUUAUUACAGUUCUUUGGUAAUAUAAUGAACCCUGCCCUGUGUAUUCCACAUACACAUACAUAUGAGCUCUCCUCAUAGAGUAGUGUGAGACUAGAGUUCUCAAUGAUACCAUCUUUCUGAGCAUUAGAAAGUCAUCUUUAAAUAAGGCUUGAGUCAUUUGUUUUUCUCUAUUCCUAUGACUCACCACAAAUGAAUGUUUCUGUUGCCCCCUAAGCUCUCUGAGUAAUGCAUUUUUGAUUAACAACUUUAACCACUAAAAUGUCAUAUUGUCAGAGUAAAUUAUAUUGCACUUUUAUAAUCUCUGUGCCAUACCCUUUAUUUUUAAUCGGGUAUUUUUACAUGUUCAUAGCUUUGCUAAUGGUGUGUAAUUUGCAAAACAAUAAAAUAGGUUGGUAGUGAAAGCAUAUGCAGCAUGGAUUGUGAAAGCCAAUUAUCUGAAUAUUGAGCAUAAAAUCAUGUUUGAUUUUAUACCUUUAUGCUCAAAUUGAUUUGUUUUUUUUCUCAAAAAGGCAGUGCAAGUUAAACGUUUAAUGGUGUCAGAUCAAUUUGAACUUAAUGUUUGACGGUACAGUCUGAAGGCUUUUUGUUUUCUAAUUCUUUUUGCAGGAAAAUUUUGAUUUUCCUCUAACCUUGAUGCAUUUGAAACUAUUUAGAUCAUUUUUAGUCUUCAUAAAUAUGAAGUCCAAUCCACAGGUGUCUGUACAUGCACAAAUAUGCCCACACAAAUAUGUGACAUGCAGUGUCCCAUGCUACUAUACUCACAGAAGUGCAAAGGCAGCGAAUUGUUUUUGGUGUUUCUAUUACAGCAGUGGGAAUGUGCAACUAUGCUGCCUUAUCUCUGGGCAAUUCUAUCAAAUGCUGGAUGGUAGCCAUGUAUCUUAAUAUAAAGGCACAUUGUUAGAAGGGGCUCUCCAAGGUGCAUAUGGAAUGUAUGUGCAGAAAAGCUUCUCCAUUCACUUCAGUACAUCUUUCAACAUUUAAGUGUAUAUUAAAACUUAAACAUAAAUGGGCAUUAGAGUGCUUUGGAUCCAAACAGCUGAGUGAAAAGAUACAACUAUUUUAAAGUUUGCAAAUGUGAGUGCAACUGUUCAUUUUAACACUAUGCCUUCAAAAGUUAAUUGCUAGACUUUGCCAGACACUGAUUUUUUGAAACCUCAACAUUGGAACGAUUACAUACAGCAAAAUGAAUAAUCUUAAAGUGCUAUUUAUUAGUGAUCUGGCUUACAGCAAUGCACAUACCAUGUAUAUAAAUGUAGAUAAGGUUAACAUAUAAUUUGUUUGAACAAUUAAGUUUAAAAAUUAGCCAUUGAGUGUUCCAUGGUCCUGUAAAUCUUUUAAAGACUUUUUCAGGAAAAGCUGGUGAUGGACUAUGUAAACCUGUUGGAAAUAAUUAGGUGUUUAUCAUGUAUGUAUCAUGAGCUGAAAGAACAAACUUAUUUAUGGGCAUGAAUGAAGCUGUUUGUAUAUAAAGUUACAUUAGGCUACAGACCAUGUUCUUGUAAAAUAUACUCUGCAAUACUUUUAUAGAACAAUUCUGGCUUCAGGAAAGUCUAGAAGCAAUAUUUCUUAAAAUAAAAUGUUCUUGUACCUGUUUCUUAGAAAUCUGCCAAA